Gekko japonicus is the source of this 2456-nucleotide messenger RNA. RefSeq names its product OCIA domain containing 1 (gene OCIAD1). The coding region runs from base 109 to 882 and encodes 257 amino acids. The transcript has 8 exons. NCBI's taxonomy places the organism in Eukaryota, Metazoa, Chordata, Lepidosauria, Squamata, Gekkonidae. The record is from RefSeq and is a predicted model, not a curated record. Gene Ontology annotation, cellular component: endosome.
UCGUGCACUUCCGGUCGGAGAAGCGGGACUUCCGGGAUUAGUUCUUGGAAGCGCUUUGCUGUUGAUCUCCCCCCCAACCCCGCCGCCCCAUCUCCGCAUUUCUGAUCUAUGGAGCCUCACGGGCAGGUUGGGGGAGAAUCCCAUCGGCCCGAUCAUGGUGGCGUUGGCCAGAGUGCAGUAAAUAUGAAUUAUGUGCCGACGGAAGAUGAAAGGAGAGUCUUCAGAGAAUGUAAUGAGGAGAGCUUCUGGUACAGAUCUUUGCCGAUGUCUGCCAUGGGCAUGCUGGUCACUCAGAUGUUAAUCAAGAAAGGAAUUCUUUCCACACAUUCAAGAUUUGGCUCUUUCCCAAAACUGGCAUUUGCUGGUUUAUGCGGCUACCUCGGUGGCAAGCUUUCCUAUAUGAGGGUAUGCCAAGAGAAGUUUAAGCAACUGGAGAAUUCACCGCUGGGAGAAGCUUUGAGGCUACGUAGACCUGUUUCACCUGAACAUUAUCCUCAAACACGGGAAUUCUCAAGUGUGCCUUACUCGUCCCCUUUUGAAACUUCUAGAGCGGCGGAAGCACCACUUUCUUCCAUGUACUCUGGGGAUAAUCGUGGAACGGAAUCUUCUCGCUCAGUCUAUGAACCAGUCCCUUUUAGUUCUUCCAUGAAUGAAUCUACCCCUACCGGAAUAACGGACAGUGUCCCUCAAGAACCUGGUCCAUCACUCGAAGCCAGUCCAAAGAAAAAAGGAAUCACCUAUGAUGAAUUGAGGAACAGAAACAGAGAGCUAUACGAAGCAGGAAUAACACAGAAGUCAGAACUUCCAUCAAGGUCACCACAGGAAAGACUUUCAAAGAAAGAAGUUAAAGUUAAUAAGUAUGGAGAUGCUUGGGAAGAGUGAAAAGCUUUCUACCUCUAGAAGACCUCUCUUCAAUCAAAUAUUUCAGCUUUAUCAGUGUUGGUCAAAUGUAUCUGAAUGUCCUGCUGUACUCUUUGGAAUACAGACCACUGUAAUUAAAAGAAAAACCCAAUACAUUUGUCUUCUCGCUUGAUAAGGUAAAAGAAUAGAUUGUUGCCCUAACAGUGUUUAACUUACACACAAAAAAGGAUAGCUAAUGAAAAUAUUACACUUUUUAAAGCGGCUAUUACUGUAUUUGCAAAGAGAGGAAACAUGUAGUAUUGGUGUAUACUUGUGAUCUGCUUGCAGUGCACGGCUGCAGAAAGGGAAGGGGUCAAUCGUUUAAGACCCCCUUAAUUUGUUUAAUCAUAAUCCACAUAAUCAUGCAAGAACAAAAGGGGUAACCAGUAUAUAGAAAGUAGCAAUUGAAGGGCAUAAGAGAAUGAUAGUUUUAGUUCCUCUAUGCAAGCUGAACCACAGCACAAGUGUUACACUUCAGUCAUUGGAGAGGUACUUCUGUGGUUACAUAGCACUUGUGAAGGGUCCGUAGGUCGGGGUAUAGCACAUGAUUUACUUACACAUGCUUCAUUCUAGUAUCUUGUUAAAAGACUGUCGGUAGAAUGGCUUGCAAUUGUCUUGGGGGAAAGCAGCAGCAGCCCACUGGAGUGCCUUUGCCUAUCUCUGAGGAUGCUGCUGCACUAGAUAAACUGAUGCUGUGACUUGGUGUAAGGCUGUGCAUCAUACAUUCAAACUUGUGAUGUUCUUCUAGUGCGAGGAAUUAGACUUGAACUUGAUAGGCUGAUCCUAUUUCUGUUUGUAGGAGAAAUGAGCAUCCCGUGUCUUGUGAUUUUUCACUGAUCCAUGUACUAGGUCUCAAGGCCAAGACUGUUCCUAUACUGUCUCAUCGAACAUAUGCAACUGAUUCAUAGAUGCUAAGUGUUUUGACACUUAUUUCCAUGCCUGCUGCCAACUUUGAUGUGAGAUAUCUGACAUGUCCUGUAAGAAUAGGUCUACAUGGGAAACUUCUUGUACUCAAUGGGAUUGUGUGUAAAUGCUUUAAUGAGUAAAAUCUACUUUGAAAGACAGGAAGUCCACAAAUCUUAAGUAAAAAGUUUGAAAACUUUGUGAUGCAUAUAUGCUGACAAUUAGUAUAGAAUUUUUUUAUUCUACCAUGUAGCAGAGAAAUUGCAGGUUAUGUGAGAAAUGUGAAACCUUUAAACCAUAUCCUUUCCCCCGAGAAUCUAGAAUGGACACCUUUUUAUUUUAAAAACUUGGAAAUAGUAAUUUGAGUACUAUCGUGCUUAUCUUUGUAUUACAAGUUUAACAGUUUAAACUGUAAAUUCUUUUAACAAUGGGAGCUGUUGCAUAAGUAAAAGUGAAGCUCCAGUUGUGUGCACAACUCUUUAAAAGUCCAUCUAUCAUUUGACACAGACUCCUGUUUCUAAUUUUGUUCCUAGAGUCUGAUACGAAGUUGAUUCCCAAGGAGAUUCUUUCCAAAAAGCAACUGCUUUCAACUUAAUUCAGAGAGCCAGUUUGGUGUAGUGGUUAAGUGCUUGGACUCUAAUCUGGGAGAACCA